This is a messenger RNA of Chelonia mydas (Green sea turtle), 7409 nucleotides long. It is a transcript of the gene RPTOR, whose product is annotated as regulatory associated protein of MTOR complex 1. Lineage: Eukaryota; Metazoa; Chordata; Testudines; Cheloniidae. Gene Ontology annotation, molecular function: protein binding; protein-macromolecule adaptor activity. The record is from RefSeq and is a predicted model, not a curated record. The transcript is spliced from 36 exons. Gene Ontology annotation, biological process: positive regulation of cell growth; cellular response to amino acid stimulus; cellular response to starvation. Gene Ontology annotation, cellular component: cytoplasm; TORC1 complex. The coding region runs from base 601 to 4686 and encodes 1361 amino acids.
GUUGCGAUCCCGAACGCGGCCGGCCUCGUUUGUCUCACGCGGCGGCCCGUCCCCGCGGUGCAUUGUGGGCCGCAGCAAUAUGGCCGCCUCCUUGGUGUGCGGCUGAGGGGAGUUUAAUUCUCCGGCGCUGCAGAUCGGUUCCCCUCCCACGGGGGCCGAAGCCAGCCGAGCCGCCAGGGGCCCGUGUGCGUGGGGAGGAGCCGGGGGAGGGCACGAUGGGCCGAGCUCGGCUCCCGCCCCAGCAGCCGGGGAGCGUGCAUUGCCCGCGGGGCUAGAGGCCCGGUCCCCCCCGGGUGCUUCCAGCGACACCUCAGCCCUCCCCGGGGUCGCGGAGAGCCCGGCCGGGGCUGCUGUCUGCGGACGCCCCCGAGGAGGAGACUCGCCGGCUCUGAGCCCCGCUGCCCCGCAGACACCUGGGACAGGGGCCCGCUGUUCCCCUCUGCACCUGGGAAAGGGGCACGCAGAGCUCCAGCCGGAACACUCCCCUUCUACCUCUCAGAGCCCCGCCCGGAAUAGGGACCCCACCGGCCCCUUCCUCUCCCCAGCGUGUGCCGGGCUGGGGAUUGCUGAGCACUUGCCGCCUGGCCCCCUUCUCCCCUGAUGGAGUCCGAGAUGCUGCAGUCGCCUCUCCUGGGGCUCGGGGAGGAGGAUGAGUCAGACCUGACUGACUGGAACUUGCCUCUGGCCUUCAUGAAGAAGCGGCACUGUGAGAAGAUUGAGGGCUCCAAGUCUCUGGCCCAGAGCUGGAGGAUGAAGGACCGGAUGAAGACUGUUAGUGUGGCCUUAGUUUUGUGCCUAAACGUAGGUGUUGACCCUCCUGAUGUGGUGAAGACAACUCCCUGUGCGCGUCUGGAGUGCUGGAUAGAUCCUCUGUCAAUGGGUCCUCAAAAAGCUCUGGAAACCAUUGGUGCAAAUUUACAAAAGCAGUAUGAAAACUGGCAGCCCAGGGCCCGGUACAAGCAGAGCCUCGAUCCUACUGUGGAUGAAGUUAAGAAACUAUGUACAUCGCUGCGUCGAAAUGCCAAGGAAGAGAGGGUUCUCUUUCACUACAAUGGGCAUGGUGUUCCCAGGCCAACAGUGAACGGGGAGAUCUGGGUCUUCAACAAGAACUAUACUCAGUAUAUUCCACUAUCCAUAUAUGACCUGCAGACUUGGAUGGGCAGUCCCUCCAUUUUCGUCUAUGAUUGCUCCAAUGCUGGCCUUAUUGUCAAGUCAUUCAAGCAAUUUGCACUACAGAGGGAGCAAGAGUUGGAGGUUGCUGCAAUUAACCCUAAUCAUCCACUUGCUCAGAUGCCUUUGCCCCCGUCAAUGAAGAAUUGCAUUCAGCUGGCAGCAUGCGAAGCCAACGAGUUGCUACCUAUGAUCCCUGACCUGCCGGCUGACCUUUUCACAUCAUGCCUUACUACACCAAUCAAAAUUGCUCUGAGGUGGUUUUGCAUGCAGAAGAGUGUCAGAUUGGUGCCAGGAGUCACGCUGGAUUUAAUAGAGAAGAUUCCUGGCAGACUGAAUGACAGGAGAACUCCUCUGGGAGAACUGAAUUGGAUCUUUACAGCAAUCACAGACACCAUUGCAUGGAAUGUGCUGCCACGAGAUCUCUUCCAGAAGCUCUUCAGGCAGGAUCUGCUGGUGGCUAGCCUAUUUCGUAACUUCCUGUUGGCAGAAAGGAUUAUGAGGUCUUACAACUGUACCCCUGUCAGCAGCCCACGUCUACCUCCAACAUAUAUGCAUGCAAUGUGGCAAGCUUGGGACCUCGCAGUUGAUAUUUGCCUUUCCCAAUUACCAACAAUCAUAGAGGAAGGAACUGCAUUCCGGCACAGCCCAUUCUUUGCUGAGCAGCUGACAGCAUUCCAGGUGUGGCUAACGAUGGGAGUGGAGAACCGGAACCCGCCAGAACAACUUCCAAUAGUUCUGCAGGUGUUGCUGAGCCAGGUGCAUCGGCUGCGAGCUCUUGAUUUGUUGGGAAGAUUUCUGGACCUGGGUCCCUGGGCAGUUAGCUUGGCGCUCUCUGUUGGCAUUUUCCCUUAUGUGCUGAAGCUGCUUCAGAGUUCAGCUCGGGAACUGAGACCACUUCUUGUCUUCAUCUGGGCCAAAAUUCUUGCAGUGGACAGUUCAUGCCAAGCCGACCUCGUGAAGGACAACGGUCACAAAUAUUUCCUUUCGGUCUUGGCAGAUCCCUACAUGCCAGCUGAACACAGGACUAUGACUGCUUUCAUUUUGGCUGUGAUCGUCAACAGCUACAACACAGGGCAGGAAGCCUGCCUUCAAGGAAACUUGAUUGCCAUCUGCCUGGAGCAGUUAAAUGAUCCGCACCCUCUACUGCGCCAGUGGGUGGCUAUUUGUUUAGGACGUAUCUGGCAGAAUUUUGAUUCCGCACGGUGGUGUGGCGUGAGAGACAGUGCCCAUGAGAAGCUCUACAGUCUCCUCUCAGACCCCAUCCCAGAGGUUCGCUGUGCUGCAGUCUUUGCACUGGGCACAUUUGUGGGCAACUCGGCUGAGCGGACCGAUCACUCCACCACCAUUGAUCACAAUGUGGCCAUGAUGCUGGCACAGCUCAUCAACGACGGGAGCCCCGUGGUUAGAAAGGAGCUGGUGGUGGCUUUGAGUCACCUAGUGGUUCAGUAUGAGAGCAAUUUCUGCACUGUUGCCUUGCAGUUUAUGGAAGAAGAGAAGAAUUAUCCUCUGCCCUCUCCAGCUACCACAGAGUGUGGGAGUUUGACGCCAGUGCGAGAUGGUCCAUGUACUCCGAGACUUCGUUCCGUCAGCUCCUAUGGGAACAUCCGAGCGGUCACCACAGCUAGGAACCUGAACAAGUCUCUGCAGAACCUCAGCUUGAACGAAGAAUCUGGCAGCUCUGUUGCGUUUUCUCCCGGGAAUCUCAGCACAAGCAGCAGUGCUAGCAGCACCUUGGGCAGCCCUGAGAACGAGGAGUAUAUCCUGUCAUUUGAGACCAUCGACAAGAUGAGAAGAGUGAGCUCCUACUCCUCGUUGAAUUCACUGAUCGGAGUUUCUUUCAAUAGUGUUUACACCCAAAUUUGGAGAGUCCUUCUACAUCUGGCUGCUGACCCCUAUCCUGAUGUCUCAGAUGUGGCCAUGAAAGUGCUCAACAGCAUUGCCUACAAGGCAACAGUAAAUGCCCGCCCCCAGCGCAUCCUCGACAGCUCCUCCCUCACGCAGUCUGCCCCAGCCAGCCCUACCAACAAGGGCAUGCACAUCCACCAAGUGGGAGGGUCUCCUCCAACUACCAGCACAAGCAUCUCCAGCCUGACAAAUGAUGUGACAAAACCACCAGUCAGCCGGGACCUCCCAUCUGUAAGACCUUCAAAUGUAGGCAGUCUCGGGGUCCAGUACACCCCCCACUCCCACCAGUUCCCCAGGACGAGGAAAAUGUUUGACAAAGGGCCAGAUCAGACCACUGAUGAUGCAGAUGAUGCUGUUGGACACAAAAUCUUCAUUUCAGCCACAAUGCAGACAGGAUUUUGUGACUGGAGCGCAAAAUAUUUUGCUCAGCCGGUCAUGAAGAUUCCAGAAGAGCAUGAUUUGGAGAGCCAGAUCCGCAAAGAGAGGGAAUGGCGGUUUCUACGCAACACCCGCGUCAGAAAGCAAGCACAGAAGAUCAUCCAGAAGGGUAUUUCACGGCUAGAUGAUCAAAUCUUUCUGAACAGGAAUCCAGGCGUUCCUUCCGUGGUGAAGUUCCAUCCAUUCACACCAUGUAUAGCAGUAGCUGAUAAAGACAGCAUCUGUUUUUGGGAUUGGGAGAAGGGGGAGAAACUGGACUAUUUCCACAAUGGGAACCCUCGCUAUACCAGGAUCACAGCAAUGGAAUACCUGAAUGGACAAGACUGCUCUCUGCUCCUGACUGCCACAGAUGACGGUGCUAUCAGAGUGUGGAAGAACUUUGCAGACCUGGAAAAGAAUCCCGAGAUGGUGACUGCCUGGCAGGGCUUGUCGGACAUGUUGCCAACCACACGAGGUCUGGCCCGAAGGGUUUCAAUCUAUCUUGACAGAAGUAAACAGGGAGGAGCGGGGAUGGUGGUGGACUGGGAACAAGAGACUGGGCUUCUCAUGACAUCAGGAGAUGUGCGGAUUAUCCGGAUCUGGGACACAGAUCGAGAAAUGAAAGUACAGGAUAUCCCCACAGGAGCUGACAGCUGUGUGACCAGCCUGUCGUGUGACUCUCACCGCUCAUUGAUCGUGGCAGGGCUCGGUGAUGGCUCCAUCCGUGUCUAUGACAGGAGGAUGGCUCUGAGUGAAUGCCGCGUCAUGACCUACCGGGAGCACACAGCCUGGGUCGUGAAAGCAUAUUUGCAGAAACAUCCUGAAGGCAACAUCAUGAGUGUCAGUGUGAAUGGAGAUGUCCGUUUCUUCGACCCCAGGAUGCCAGAAUCUGUGAAGGUUCUUCAGAUAGUCAAAGGGCUGACCGCCCUGGACAUUCACCCACAGGCCAAUCUGUUUGCAUGUGCCGCUUCAUUCCCAUGUGUGCAGUUCAGUGGCUCAAUGAAUCAGUUCACUGCAAUCUACAAUGGGAAUGGAGAGCUGAUCAACAAUAUCAAAUACUAUGAUGGAUUUAUGGGACAGAGAGUUGGAGCCAUCAGCUGCCUGGCUUUCCAUCCUCAUUGGCCUCACCUGGCAGUUGGAAGCAAUGACUACUACAUCUCCGUGUACUCGGUGGAAAAGCGGAUCAGAUAACAGCAGCCUCACUGGAGAAAGGGAGAGUCCCAGCGGGCAGGGCCAUGUCUCACCUGUAAUGUAGAUAGAGAAAUGAUCGACGUGAAUGUUUAGUGUUGGCUGCUGCUGCUGCCACCCAUAACCUGAACAUAUUUUUUUCUUCUGACUCAGCUACUGAUGACUUGCAGAGGUGGAAAGAGAGACAAUCUCCUGUUUUCAUUUCAGCCGUAACCUCUAAAAACUACAGAAAAGGAACAUUUCUUUUUUGUUUUCAAUGGUUGCUUCUGUUACAAACAUGGUUCCAAGGCUCCAAAGGACUGGAUGAGACAAUACCUUUGUGAGGGGCUUUUUAUUUGAGUCUUUGUUCCUUUGUUUCAUGGGGGUCUAGGUAACUUAAGGAAUGAAGUCAGGACUCACCUACAGCUCCAUGCUUUCUCACCCUACCAAGUGACCCCUCUGUUACGUAUCCUGUGCCAAAGAGCAGUCCCUCUGGCAGACAACAGGAUCCCAGCUGGCCGCCUGCAGAAUAUCACACCUAGUCUUGAGAAAUCUGUCUGUAACAGAGAGAAGGGAGACAGGAAAUCAUCUGCUGUGCUUGCUGGCCUCCCUCUCUCGUGUUCCUUCUCCAGUGGAAGUACAGACAGAGCGAGCGGAUGAGUGUGCAAGGCAGCGAGGAGGAAGAGGGAAGGUGGUUGCAGGUAAGGAGAAUAGGAGCAGUGUGGAACACUGACAGGCCAUAUAGCUCUGCAUCCAGAUGGAGGAGAACCAAGAAAAUGAGCAACAUCCUCUGUGCCCUAAGGAAAUUGGAUCGUCACUGAUGUCACUACUUUCUGUUCAUGGGCACCUUCGUAUGUCAGUGCAGAUGAAUGGGGUGAAAGACUUUGUCUUAUUCACUCCAUUGUUUCAGGAGUCGCUGUCCCUUUGCCCACAGUACGCCCCCAAAGCACAUGAGAUGUCCUGACAACUGCAGACAGAGAGAGGGCUUGUUGUAGCCCUGCCUUAAACCGUAGGCUUUCCUUUUGCUCAGAAGUGCUAAUAUUCGGCUAGCUAAUGGACGUGAACAUUUUCUCAUACGUGACUGUAUGCACCCAGCUGUAUACAUGUGCAUUUGCAUGCACCUUGGUGUAUAUGCAUCUGGGCAUAUUUGUAUGUGUCUGUAUGAACCCAGGCAGAUACGCAUUGCAUUGGCAUGUCCUUGUGUGUUGACACAUCUGGGCAUCCAUGUGUAUGUUCUGAUCACAAGAGAAUCACUGUCCUGGAGGGAGAGGGGCCAACAGCAGAUCCUUCUGCCUUGUGCAAGACCAUCUUGUCCCCAAUGUCUAGGGAAAGCUAAUACCCUCUCCCACUCCUUUCAUGCCUGUUGGUAAUGAAGAUUCCUGUCCCUUGGAAUCCAUAGUGUGUCUGGAGAUUGAUUUGGGGAAGGAGGUGGCAAAGCUGAAGGGAGCAUUUCCCCAGUAAAGUACUGUCUAGAUGUGAAUCAGCUGGGCGGGAAGAACAAAACCCUGUAAAGUAACAAUGAUGAUGCUAAGCUAUCCAAAUCUAGGAAAACUCUCUCCAUUCUGGUUCUGGCAUCACCGUUACUCACAGGCCAGCAGAGAUACCUAAGUCAAUGACAGUAGUGUUAAUGAGAAAAGAAAUGAACAACAUUGUUGCUUUUUGUUGUGGGCAGUAGCUUCACCUCCCCCACUGAACUCAGCUGGGGAUGGCUGACCGUGUCCCUGCACGUAACAUGCCAGAGCAUUUUGCUUCCGGAGAUGCUCAUUCAGCAUUCACGCAGCCUGAAUGCAGCCAGGCAAUGCCAUGGCAUCAGAAUCACCCAGGAUGCUAUUGUGCUCUGCCGUUAAAAGUCAAAUAGUAAAACGCUGCUGUCUGCAAAUCUCAAAGUAUUCCUGUUGCAAGGUGGCUUGAGCUGAGGGGACUGAGGCAGGUACCCCAGCUGGGGCACUCCCCCCACUCACAAGCACAGCUGCAGCCUUCUGUACCCUCGGGUGAUCUACGGGCCACCUCACAGGAUGCUGAAUCGAAAGCGAUGGAAGGAAAUCUGGAGGAGCUGCUGUUUUACCUAAACCUCUGUGUUUUUCUACAAUGUGGACUUCCAAAAGUUAGUGAUGAGUUUAAAAAAAAAUUGCCUCUCUUGGUUGCCCAUUGAGCUGCUGUUACACACAGAUUUACUUGCCCCAGUGUCUGUUACAGUGGUACCAGUCUCCACCCUCUGAUUACCAUGCCUGUCCCUCUGCGUGUGGCUCUGAGCUCAGGGAAUGGCCAAGGACCGGCGUGCUGGCCAGCAUUGAGACAGAGGUUGGGAUUUGCAGAUAACUGACUAACAUGCACUAUUUACAAACACCAUAGAUUUUUAACCUCAAUCAGUGGAUUUGUUUAAAGAACAAGCGAUACCUGGCAGAAUGCAAAGGUGCAUUGUGGGAAGCUGCUUUGUCUUCAUACCAGCAUUCCCUGAACGCCCUCCCAGCCUCUGCAGCCAGGAGUAUGGUUUUUAACUGACUCGGCCUGUUGAGCUUUCAUCUAAGCGUGUGUGCGUGUCUGGGCUCUGUUUUCACAGGUCUGAUGCAAAAAUUCAAUCAUGAAGUUUAACCAAGGCUCUGGAGAGCAUCCUACCUAAAAGUUCACUUAUCUCUAUUUAUUUUACAAAAAUAAAAAAGAUAUUAAAAAAAAUAAACUCCGAGAUUGUAAUGUGAGAGUAAAAUAAAUACCAACAAUAAAUGGUUAAUAAAGUAUAAAUGCAGAAA